This is a messenger RNA of Moesziomyces antarcticus, 9612 nucleotides long. RefSeq names its product dynein heavy chain. NCBI's taxonomy places the organism in Eukaryota, Fungi, Basidiomycota, Ustilaginomycetes, Ustilaginales, Ustilaginaceae. The coding region runs from base 1 to 9612 and encodes 3203 amino acids. Gene Ontology annotation, biological process: microtubule-based movement. Gene Ontology annotation, molecular function: dynein light intermediate chain binding; ATP hydrolysis activity; ATP binding. The transcript has a single exon. The record is from RefSeq and is a predicted model, not a curated record. Gene Ontology annotation, cellular component: dynein complex.
AUGGACGAGCCAUACAGCGGCUCCAACGGCCGUCUGGUCGCCAGCAGCCGCAACGAUGCGCCGCCCGAUGCGCCGCCCGAGCCAGACCUCGUCUCCAAGGGCGGCCUCUCCUCCACCGACCUCUCGCCCUCCUCCUCGGCAGCAAGGUUCAACGGCCUCGUUGACACGGCCAGGCUCAAGAACUACUUUCGCUCUCUGCUUCCCGUCCUCCUCGAUACCGAUGCUUCCGUCAUCUCGGAGCGCCUGCUCGACACGCCCACGUGGAAGGACAGCGCAAACCUCUUUGCCUGCGACCCCAACGUCAUGGCUGCCUACAUUAACAAGAUCCGCCGUCAGGAUUCGGCCGCAGACGCUCCAGAACACCACCUCUUCGACUACGAAAUGUCCACACACGCUUCCUACUCGUCGCGCCACGUCUCGAGCAUCGCCCUCAUCAAGCGCGUCGCCGUGCUCGACGCCGCCGUGCCCCUCCCACAUCAGCUCCACGUACUCACGCUCUUUGGCCCCGCUGCGGCCCCGUCCACAUCCACAGAUGCCGCUGCUGCUCCAACAACAGCAUCAGACGCUGCUGGCGCCAGGAACGCCAACGACGACGCCGACGAAGCCACCGCCGCAACCACCGUCCGAGAGAGCCCCUACGAGGCGCUUCACAGCGUGGUCCACAACGUCAUGUCGCCCUGGUUCGACGCUUUCGUCGCCAGCAAGGCUCCCAAGGACAAGUCGCUCACAUCCGGCGCAAAGCCAAAGGACAGCGAUACAAAGAUGGGCAUCCCCAUGGCGAAGCGCAAGUUCGCAGAACUCGAACUCAGCCUCUUCCACCUCCAGCAGAACGUCGACAUCCCAGACAUCACCCUCUCCAUCCAUCCCGUCGUACGCGCCGCCGUAGACCGAUGCCACGCCGCCGCCGUCCGCGUCAGCGUCGACGCCGUCGAGCCCGCCUCGCUCCUCCAGGACUCGUCCUUCCUCAACAAGCUCCAGUCCGACGUCAACGCCUGGGUCAAGGAAGUACAGACCAUCACAAAGCUCGACCGCAGCGUCGCCUCCGGUUCCGCCUCCCAAGAGAUCAACUUUUGGCUCUCCAUGGAAAAGGCGCAGGAGUCCAUCGAGCAGCAGCUCCGCUCCGACCCCAUCGUCCUCACCCUCGACAUCCUCAAGCAUGCAAAGCGCUUCCACGCAACCGUCUCCUUCCUCGCAGACACCGGCCUCAAGGACUGCGCUGAAAAGACGCACAACUACAACCUCCUCAUGAAGGACUUCCCCAUCAACGAGCUCCUCUCCGCCACCGACCUCGACAAGUGCGCAGACGCCCUCAGCGCCAUCUUCAACCACCUCAACAAGAAGCUCCGCAUCAGCCCCUACCCCGUCAAGCGCGCCCUCCCGCUCGUCGAGGCCAUCAGCCGCGACCUCAACGACACCCUGCUCAAGGUGCUCGCCUCCCAGCGCAUCAUGUGGCACGAGUUCCCGCGCUUCUCCGACACCAUCUCGGCAACCCAAGACGUCUUCCACGUCUGGGACGAGCUCAUCAAGGACUUUGUCAACAUCGCCCGCGAAGUCACCCGCAAGCGCUCCGAAAAGUUCCUCCCCAUCAAGAUCAACCCGGCACACGCAAAGCUCCGCGAGCGCCUCAACUACAUUGGCGCCUUCCGAAAGACCCACGAGCAACUCCGCGCCAUGGUCAGCUCCGGCAAGGGGCUCAUCCUCCCCGGCGCAAACGCCGGCGGCGUCGCAAGCGCAGGCGCCGCCAACGAGCGCCACGUCGCCACACAGAACCUCGCCGGCAUCGAGAUGAGCGAAGAGAUCCGCGCCGCCUACGACCAGGUCAAGGUCAUCGACGUCCUCGACGUCUCCCAAGAGGGCACCGAGAUCUGGACCACAGCCGAAGGCGCCUACAACGAACGUGUGGCGCGCGUCGAGAAUACGCUCAUCGCCCGUCUGCGCGACCUCCUCGGCCAGGCCAAAUCCGCCCGCGAGAUGCUCCGCGUCCUCUCCCAGUUCAACAGCCUCUUUGUCAGGCCCAAGGUGCGCGGCGCCGUGCAGGAGUACCAGCAGCAGCUGCUCAACAGCGUCAAAUCCGACAUCAAGUCGCUCCACGACAAGUUCAAGGCGCAGUACCGUCCCUCCGAGGCAAACCACAUGAGCCAGCUCCGCGACGUGCCCGAGAUCGCAGGCGCCAUCAUCUGGGCACGCCAGAUCGAGCGCCAGCUCAACAUCUACAUGAAGCGCGUCGAAGACGUCCUCGGCAAGGGCUGGGAGCUCUACGCAGAGGGCCAGAAGCUGCAGAGCGAGAGCGAGACCUUCCGGCGCAAGCUCGACACGCGUUCGCUCUUCGACAGCUGGCUCCACGACAUCAACCGCCGCGACAUGACCAUCGCCGGUCGCGUCUUCGACGUCACCAAGAACCGCGCCGCCAACAAUGCGCUCCAGCUCAGCGUCAACUUUGACGGACACACCAUCUCGCUCUUCAAGGAGGUGCGCAACCUCAUCUGGCUCAACUUCCAGAUCCCGCACGCCAUCACCAACCUCGCCAAGGACGCCAAAAAGGUCUACCCGCACGCCGUCUCGCUCAUGGAAACAGUGCGCACGUACAACCAGACCUGCAGCCUCGUGCGUGCCAACCCUGAAAUCACGUGCCUCAUCGCCCAGGUUCACGCCGACGCCCACCAGCUCAUCUCGCAGGGCAUGACGCUCCGCUGGGAGCACUUUGCAAACAUCUACGAGAGCCACCGCGCCGCCUCGUACCUGCCCGGCUCCGGCGCAGACGCCGGCCGCGAGAAUCGCCAGGUCGCCUUUGUCCGCCAGUUCGCCAGCACCGUCAGCCUCUUCCAGGACAAGACCGCCGAGCUCAUCGAGAUCCAGCGCGACAUGCGCGCCACCAUCGACGAGCUCGCCAAGUGCGCCUACCGCUCCGACGCCUUUGCAGAGCGUCUGCAGAAGAUCCAGAACACCAUCGACAAGCUCAACCUCGAGGGCUACCCCAACCUCGAAGAGUGGGUCGGCAACCUCGACGGCCUCAUCGAGGACGUGCUGCUGCGCCGGCUCAGGUCGGUCAGUGCCGCCUGGUGCACCGCUUUCGUGGGUCAUGGUCAGAGCCAGGGCGGCGCAGGUGCCGCACGCGGCGAUCGCAGGUCCAAAAAGGUAGUCAUCAACGGCACGGCGGGAGGCGCUGCCCAGGACGCCGAGGGCGCCGUCGAGGAUAUUGUGCUGGAGCCCAUCACGCACGAGGUGCGCAUCCAGAACCAGGUCAUCUUCCUCGACCCACCCCUCGAGCACGCACGUGCUUCGUGGUUCCGUCAGCUUCACGAGGUGCUUUCGGUCGUCUGCUGCCUCACGCGCGUCCAGAGCUCGCGCUACGAGAUCGGCCUGCAGAUGCGCACCAAGCAGCGCGUCACCGAGAACGACUACACCUCGCUGCUCACGCGCUUCCAGGACGACUCGCUCGAGCGGCCGUUCGUGCUCAUCGAGGCCAAGCUCGCCGAGGUGGGCAGCUACGUUGCCAAGUGGCUCCAGUUCCAGUCGCUGUGGGACCUCGAGUCCGAGCAUGUGUUUGCGCGCCUCGGCGACUCGCUCGCCAGCUGGCAGCAGCUGCUCGCCGAGAUCCGCCGCACGCGCGCCACCUUUGACAACUCGGACACCCAGCGCUCGUUUGGCAUCUGCGUCAUCGACUACGACCAGGUGCAGAGCAAGGUCAACGCAAAGUACGACACGUGGCAGCGCGACAUCCUCAACCGCUUCGGCACCAAGCUCGGCGCCGCCAUGCGCGACGUGCACGCCGCCGUCGCCAAGGCGCGCGUCGAGCUCGAGCAGCACAGCAUCGAGGGCAGCUCCACCGCGCAGGCGGUCACCUUCAUCACGUUUGUGCAGGAUCUCAAGCGCAAGACCAAGGCGUGGCAGCCGCAGAUCGACAUCUUUGGCACGGGCCAGAAGACGCUCGAGCGCCAGCGCUACAUGUUCCCGCAGGACUGGCUCUACGUCGACCAGGUCGAGGGCGAGUGGAGCGCCUUCCAGGAGAUCCUCACGCGCAAGAACGCCAGCAUCCAGGAGCAGCUCGCCGGCCUCCAGAUGAAGAUCAUCGCAGAGGACAAGAUCGUGAGCGAAAAGAUGGCCACGCUCAUCAGCGAGUGGGAGCAGCAGAAGCCCAUCCAGGGCACGCUCAAGGCCGACGGCGCCAUGAACACCAUCAACGUCUUCGAGUCGCGCGUCGCCAAGCUCGCCGAGGACCGCGCGCUGGUCGUGCGCGCCAAGGAGGCGCUCGACCUCGAGCACACGCAGGACGACAGGCUCGAGCCGGUGUUCGAGGAGCUGCGCGACCUCAAGACGGUCUGGACCGCGCUCUCGGGCACGUGGGGCCAGCUCGCCGAGAUCCGCGACACCAACUGGAGCAACGUGCAGCCGAGGAAGCUGCGCCAGCAGCUCGAUGCGCUGCUCGCCCAGACGCGCGACAUGCCCAGCCGCAUGCGCCAGUACGCGGCGUUCGAGUACGUGCAGGAGCACCUGCGCGCGCUGCUCAAGAGCAACGCCGUCAUCUCGGAUCUCAAGUCCGAGGCGAUGCGCGAGCGUCACUGGCGCUCGCUCUUCAAGCAGCUCAAGGUGCACGACCACUACUCGGCCAGCAGCAUGACGCUCGGCACCGUGUGGGACCUCGACCUCAAGAGGCACGACGCCGCCGUCAAGGCCGUCGUCGCGCAGGCGCAGGGCGAGCUGGCGCUCGAGGAGUACCUCAAGCAGGUGCGCGAGGCGUGGACCAACUACACGCUCGAUCUGGUCAACUACCAGAACAAGUGCCGCCUCAUCCGCGGCUGGGACAACCUCUUCCAGCUCGCGGGCGACAACCUGAAUGCGCUGCGGGCCAUGUCGAUGAGUCCGCACUACAAGGUGUUCGAGGAGGAGGCGUCGCUGUGGGAGGACCGGCUGAGCAAGAUCUCGGUGCUCUUUGACACCUGGAUCGACGUCCAGCGCCAGUGGGUGUAUCUCGAGGGCAUCUUUAGCGGCAGCGCCGAGAUCCGCCACAUCCUGCCCGUCGAGAGCUCGCGCUUCCAGAACAUCAACACCGAGUUCCUCACCGUGAUGCGCAAGGUGUACAAGUCGCCCUUCGUGCUCGACGUGCUCAACAUCCCGGGCGUCCAGAAGAGCCUCGAGCGUCUGGCCGACCUGCUGAGCAAGAUCCAGAAGGCGCUCGGAGAGUAUCUGGAGCGCGAGCGCGCCAACUUCCCGCGCUUCUACUUUGUCGGCGACGAGGACCUGCUCGAGAUCAUCGGCAACUCCAAGGACACCGCGCGCAUCCUCAAGCACCUCAAGAAGAUGUUUGCCGGCAUCGCCACCGUCGAGCUCGACGAGGCCGCCGGCACGCUCACCGCCAUGGUGAGCCGCGAGGGCGAGACGGUGCCGUUCCGCACGCCCAUCCUGCUCAAGGACUACCCCAAGAUCAACGACUGGCUCGCCAAGGUCGAGAGCGAGAUGCGGCUGUCGCUCGCCGAACUCCUGUCCGAGGCGGCCGCCGAGCUCGAAACGUUCUACGCGAGCGUCGACUCGCUCACGCUCGACCGGUUUUUGGCGUGGAUCGCAAAGUAUCCGGCGCAGCUCGUCGUGCUGGCGGUGCAGGCGCGCUGGACGGCGAUGGUGGAUGCGGCGUUCGAGGGCGGUGCGGGGCUGCAGCAUCCGCUCGACGUCGUGCUGCGCGGGCUCGACCUGCUCGCCGACACGGUGCUGACCGAUGUCGAGGCGCUGCAGCGCCGCAAGUGCGAGCACCUCAUCACCGAGCUCGUGCACCAGCGAGACGUCAUCCGCCUGCUCGUGCAGCAGAAGGUCGAGAGCGCACGCGACUUCAACUGGCUCUCGCAGAUGCGCUUCUACCUCAACCGGCAGGUGGACAAGCCGCUGGACCGCCUCACGGUGCAGAUGGCCAACGCCACCUUCGCGUACGGCUACGAGUAUCUGGGUGUGCCCGAUCGGCUGGUGCAGACGCCGCUCACCGACCGAUGCUACCUCACGCUCACGCAGGCGCUCCACUACAAGCUCGGCGGCGCGCCGUUCGGACCGGCAGGCACGGGCAAGACCGAGUCGGUCAAGGCGCUCGGCGUGCAGCUGGGCAUGUUUGUCAUUGUGUUCUGCUGCGACGAGACGUUCGACUUCCAGGCCAUGGGCCGCAUCUUUGUGGGCCUCUGCCGCGUCGGCGCCUGGGGCUGCUUCGACGAGUUCAAUCGACUCGAGGAGCGCAUCCUGUCGGCCGUGUCGCAGCAGAUCCAGAGCAUCCAGCAGGGUCUGGCCGACUCGAGCGGCGCCAACGCCAGCAGCAGCGGCAGCAGCAGCAGCGGCGCAGGCGAGAUCGAGCUGCUCGGUAAGAAGGUGCCGCUCAACGACCGCGUCGGCAUCUUUAUCACCACCAACCCGACGUACGCCGGCCGAUCCAAUCUGCCGGACAACCUCAAGAAGCUCUUCCGCAACAUGGCCAUGACGCAUCCGGACCGCGAGCUGAUUGCGCAGGUCAUGCUCUUCUCGCAGGGCUUCCGCACCGCCGAGACGCUCGCCUCCAAGAUCGUGCCGUUCUUCAACCUGUGCCUCGAGCAGCUCAGUCCGCAGCCGCACUACGACUUUGGGCUGCGUGCGCUCAAGGCGGUGCUGGUGAGCGCGGGCCAGCUCAAGCGCGAGCACAUGCUUGGCGGCGGCGACGGCGAGGUGGCGACGCACGCGGCGAUCGAGGUGUCGGAGCAGGAGAUCCUCAUCCAGAGCGUGUCCGAGACGAUCGUGCCCAAGCUGGUGGCCGAGGACGUGCCGCUGCUCAAGAGCCUGCUGUCCGACGUCUUCCCCGGCGUCGAGUACAAGCCGGUCAACCUCGAGGUGCUGCGCGGCCACAUCGAGGCGGUGUGUGCCGAGCGCCAUCUGGUCGAGGGCGGGCUUUGGACGGACAAGGUGCUGCAGCUGUACCAGAUCCAGAAGAUCUCGCACGGCCUCAUGCUCGUCGGGCCGUCGGGCACGGGCAAGACGCAGGCGUGGCAGGUGCUGCUUGCGGCGCUCGAGCGGCUCGAGGGCCAGGAGGGCGUGUCGUACGUGAUCGACCCCAAGGCGGUGUCCAAGGAGAGUCUGUACGGCACGCUCGAUCCGACGACGCGCGAGUGGAACGACGGCCUCUUCACGCAGGUGCUGCGCAAGAUCAUCGACAAUGUCAGGGGCGAGAGCGCCAAGCGCCACUGGAUCGUGUUUGACGGCGACGUGGAUCCGGAAUGGGUCGAGAACCUCAACUCGGUGCUCGACGACAACAAGCUGCUCACGCUGCCCAACGGCGAGCGGCUCAACCUGCCGCCCAACGUGCGCAUCAUGUUUGAGGUCGAGUCGCUGCGCUACGCCACGCUGGCGACGGUGUCGCGCUGCGGCAUGAUCUGGUUCAGCGACGACAUUGUGCGCCCCUCGAUGCUCUACUCGCGCUACCUGACGGGUCUGCGCUCGACGCCGAUCGAGCUCGACGACGACGAGCUGGUGGGUGCGGUGGCGGCGCGGCGUGCGGCGGCGGCAGCCUCGACGGCAGCAACCACCACGAGCGAGGUGAGCCCCGACUUGCUCGUGCAGCGCGCGGUGGCGGACGCGCUGGCGCCGCUAUUCGACGACGACGGCCUGGUGAACGGCGCGCUCGAGUUCGCGCGGUCCAAGCCGCACAUUAUGGACUUCACCGAGGCGCGUGCGCUGUCGACGCUCUUUUCGCUCGUCAACAAGACGAUCCGCAACGUGCUCGACUACAACGCAGCGCAUCCGGACUUUCCGCUGGGCGGCGAGCAGAUCGAGGCGUAUGCGACGCGGCGGCUGCUGCUCGCGCUCGUGUGGGCGUUUACGGGCGAUGCGAAGCUCGAGGUGCGCGCCGAGAUGGGCGAGCAUCUGCGCAGCCGCACGGGCAUCGAGCUGCCGCCGCUCGGCGCGGGCGCGUCGCUGAUCGACUGGGACGUGACGCUGACGCGCGGCGCGGUGGAGUGGACGUCGUGGCUGAGCAAGGUGCCUACGAUCGAGAUCGACACGGCGGCGGUGUCGGCGGCGGACGUGGUGGUGCCCACCAUCGACACGGUGCGCCACGAGGACGUGCUGUACUCGUGGCUGUCCGAGCACAAGCCGCUCAUGCUGUGCGGUCCGCCCGGCUCGGGCAAGACCAUGACGCUGUUUUCGGCGCUGCGCAAGCUGCCGGACAUGGAGGUGGUGGGGCUCAACUUUUCGUCGGCGACGACGCCCGAGCUCAUCCUCAAGACGUUUGAGCAGUACUGCGAGUACCGCAAGACGCCGAACGGGAUCGUGCUCUCGCCGUCGCAGAUCGGACGCUGGCUCGUGCUCUUUUGCGACGAGAUCAACCUGCCCGCCACGGACAAGUACGGCACGCAGCGCGUCAUCUCGUUCCUGCGCCAGCUCGUCGAGGGCGGUGGGUUUUGGCGGAUCAGCGACAAGGCGUGGGUGCGGCUGGAGCGGAUCCAGUUUGUCGGGGCGUGCAAUCCGCCUACGGAUCCGGGACGUGUGGCGCUGUCGCACAGGUUCCUGCGACAUGCGCCGCUGAUCAUGGUCGACUAUCCGGGCGAGAUUUCGCUCAACCAGAUCUACGGCACGUUCAACCGCGCGCUGCUCAAGGUGACGCCGAAUCUGCGCGGGUAUGCCGAGGCGCUCACGGCGGGCAUGGUGGACUUCUACCUGGCGAGUCAGCGGCGGUUUACGCCCGACAUCCAGGCGCACUAUGUCUACUCGCCGCGCGAGCUGACGCGGUGGAUGCGCGGCAUCUUUGAGGCGAUCCGCGAGCUGGAGGCGUUGUCGGUGGAGGGGCUGGUGCGCGUGUGGGCGCACGAGGGGUUGCGGCUGUUCCAGGACCGGCUGGUUGGGCGCGACGAGAAGCGGUGGACGGACGAGCAGCUGGAUGCUGUUGCGGCGCAUCGGUUCCCGAGCGUCGACACGGGCGUGGCGUUGGCGCGGCCGAUUCUGUUCAGCAACUGGCUGAGCAAGGAGUACAAGAGCGUGGGGCGCGAGGCUGUGCGCGAGUAUGCCAAGGCGCGACUCAAGGGGUAUUCGGACGAGGAGCUCGAGGCGAGUCUGGUGCUGCACGAUAGCGUGUUGGAUCUGGCGCUGUCGUGCGAUCGCGUGCUGCGGCAGCCGGCUGGGCACUUGCUGUUGAUCGGUGCGUCGGGAAGUGGACGUACGACGGUGACGCGGUUCUGCGCCUGGAUGCGCGGCUUGUCGCUGUUCAGCAUCAGCACGAGCAACCGGUAUACCGAGGAGCACUUUGACGACGACCUGCGUGCGCUGCUGCGCCGCGUCGGAUGCAAGGGCGAGAAGGUGUGCUGGACGAUCGACGAGUCGCAGAUGUCCAAUGCCGCGCGGCUGGAGAAGCUCAACACGCUUCUGGCCAAUGCCGAGGUGGCAGGGCUGUUCGAGGGCGACGAGUACGCGAGUUUGGUCAGCGCCCUGCGAGAGGCUAGUCAGAGGAACGGGCUGAUGCUCGAUCAGGACGAGGAGCUGUUUGCCUUCUUCCGCGGCGAGAUCACGCGCAACCUGCAUGUCGCACUGACGAUGAACCCUCCCGAGGGCGGCACUGGGUCCAAAGCCGCCGCCAGUCCGGCGCUGUUCAACCGCACCAGCAUUCUGUUCUGCUGGUGA